Malassezia vespertilionis is the source of this 2433-nucleotide messenger RNA. RefSeq lists its product as uncharacterized. The record is from RefSeq and is a predicted model, not a curated record. The transcript is spliced from 3 exons. Bases 1 to 2433 code for a protein of 810 amino acids. Gene Ontology annotation, molecular function: protein binding. Gene Ontology annotation, biological process: positive regulation of kinase activity; phosphatidylinositol biosynthetic process. Gene Ontology annotation, cellular component: endosome membrane; fungal-type vacuole membrane; PAS complex. NCBI's taxonomy places the organism in Eukaryota, Fungi, Basidiomycota, Malasseziomycetes, Malasseziales, Malasseziaceae.
AUGCUGACUCAGCGUGCGCCGCGCUUGGACCAAGACGCUGGCGCGCUUGCGCUCUUUGAUCGUGUGUAUGACCGCCGCAAGGCGGCUGCUUUGGAGCUCGAGCGUCAGGUCCGCGACUGCAUGGCAAAGAAUGACCGCACGCGCGUGUUCCAAAUUAUCGAGCAACUGUGCACAUUCCUGACCAGUCCCGAGAAGAAUGCAAACGCACGCAACGGGGGGCUGAUUGGGCUUGCUGGUGUGAGUAUUGCAUUGGGGCAGGAGAUGGCGGGCCACUUGGGUACAUUUAUCGUGCCCGUCCUCGGGUGCUUCCAAGAUCCCGACGCCAAGACGCGGUACUUUGCAUGCGAAAGCUUUUACAACAUUUCCAAAGUGUGCAAAGGGGAGAUUCUCAUUUAUUUUAACGAUAUUUUUGUCGUGCUCGCCAAACUAGCAGCCGACACAGAAGUAUCUGUGAAGAACGGUGCCGAACUACUAGACCGCUUGUUCAAAGACAUUGUGACUGAUUUUGCGCCCCAUUACGUCUCUGUGUACCAAAAUGUGCCGCAGAUUCGGGCAAAGCAGGAUAAGGAGCAAGGGAUUUUGGGUGGCGAGAACGAGUUUAGUCUUGCGCGAGAAAAGGCAGCCAACGAGCGCCACAUGGACGAGCUGCAUCUGCAGACCGAAGAGCGAAACAAGGCGAUGAACAAGGCAUUUUCGCUCGCACGUUUUGUGCCGUUGCUGGCAGCGCACAUGAAGGUCAUAAAUCCGCUCACGCGCAAUUACCUCGUCGGAUGGAUCACUGUAUUUGACGCUGUGCCGGACCUGCAGCUGGUCAUGUACCUUCCUUUCUUUUUGCAAUACCUUUUCGAGUACCUGAGCGAUCCCAAUACCGAUGUGCGCGUUGCAACUGCUGAAGCACUGACCAACUUUCUGCACGAGAUCCGCGUUGCUGCGGAGCACGGAAAUGCGCUGCCAUUGUCCGCAAAAAAUACGGAGUACGAGCGCCCGGAUGAUCCGGACGACGAUAAACUCCUUUUGGUGCACACGAAUGCGAUGCGUAUCGAAUACGUGGACAUCUUCGAGAUUCUUUUGGAGCAAAUUUCGAGCCCGGACCAAGAGACAAAAGCCACCACACUGGAAUGGAUCACCGAGUUUUUGCAGCUCGUGCCGCAGCUCGUAGUUCCUUUCACGCCGCGCUUGAUUCUCGUCAUCUUGCCGUACCUUGCACAGCCUAUACCGGCGAUUCGGAACGCAGCGACCGAGUCGAAUGCACAGCUUCUUCACGCGGUGGAGAUGAUGGACACUGCAGAAGGAAGUUCACACCCUGGCUUCGACUCGUUUGCCACGAUCAAUGCGCUCAAGCAGCAUUUGCACGACGAGAACGACAGAACGCGCCUGAAUGCGCUAGAAUGGCUUACGAUGCUUCACGCAAAAAGCCCAUCCAAGCUGCUUACGAUGGAAGAUGGCAGCGUUUCUUUCUUGCUGAGCGUGCUGUCCGAUCCCUCUGAGGAGGUUGUACUCUGUGAUUUGCAUCUUCUCACACAGAUUUGUAGCGCUUUCGACGAGCGCCACUUUCAGCGGUUUAUCCAAGAUCUUCUGGAGCUCUUCCACACUGACACACACCUGCUCGAGAAGUGGGGAAGCAUGAUUAUUCGCCAGCUGUGCAUCGAGAUGGACACGGAGCGCGUGUUUUGCACGCUGGCUUCUUCGUUAGAAGCAAGUCUUGAUCUCGAAUUUGUGGGGCUCAUGGUCCAGAAUUUGAACAUGAUCCUUGUGGCAGCUCCAGAGCUGUCCUCGCUUCGACACCGGCUGCGUACGCUGGACGAGAAGAAGAACCAAACGCUCUUUACUGGCCUCUUCCACUGCUGGUGCCACAAUGCCAUUUCUGCGUUUUGUCUCUGUCUCUUGACGCAGUCGUAUGAGCACGCCUACAACCUGCUGCGCAUUAUCGGCGAGAUGGAUAUCACGCUCGCAAUGCUCAUUCAGAUUGAUAAACUCGUGCAGCUGAUUGAGUCGCCCAUCUUCACAUCCCUACGCCUGCACCUCUUGGAGCCCACCAUGUACCCAUACUUGUUCAAAUGCUUGUAUGGGCUCAUGAUGCUCCUCCCUCAAAGCUCUGCAUUUGCCACGCUGCGGAAUAGAUUGCACGCUGUGAAUGGCGUGGGAUGUAUCAAAGAUCCAGAGGCGCGCACUAGACCCAAGCCGAACAGCGCGCAGCUUCCAUGGGACGAGCUCUUUGCGCACUUUUGCGAGGUGCAAAAGCGGUACGAAACCAUCCGCGAGCAACAAAUUGCGCAGACCACCGCACGCUUCGAGCAGAGCUCGUUAAGCAGCGAGGUGCAGCGCGAGUCGACGCCGACGUCAGAACCACAGACGGCCGUGUCGCGUUUGCGCCGCCGUGCGAACGAAUCCAUGUAUCGCGGCUUGAUGCAGCGAUCGACGAGCUCUCUGUGA